Molecule: messenger RNA, 1368 nt
Organism: Syzygium oleosum
Lineage: Eukaryota; Viridiplantae; Streptophyta; Magnoliopsida; Myrtales; Myrtaceae
Exons: 10
Coding region: 150-1118 (322 amino acids)
Source: RefSeq, a predicted model, not a curated record
UUUCCUUCUUCCAAACAUCCAGAUCAAGAAAGCGAGCAUUUCGCGAGCGAACGCAGCAAGCAGUAGUGCAGGGGCAUCGCCAUCAUCUCCCUCGUCGUCGUACCAUCUUGCCGUGAUGUAGAUGUGUUACCGACGUCGUCGAAGAGAAUAUGGUGAUGCCUAGGAUUUGGGCUGGGUGGAACCAUUCGAGGGCGAAAGCCGCGCUCAUCUGGGUGCUCUGCUUCGCGCUGUUUCACUUCCUUCUUCGCAUGGCGCUGCACAAUUCAUUGCCGGGUCCCGUCCCCACCCCGUCCUCCGGCGCUUCAUCGGAUAUCCCAAUUUCUAACACAGAGCGGAGGUUUAGAUUGUAUGAUCGAAUGGCAAAAGACUUGGAUGAGCAUGGGGCCGCAUUCCUUAAACACGGGGAGACCUCCCAGUCAUUGUCCCUCUCAGAACUAUUCACUUUGGUGGAUGGAGCUGUGAAACCCGUACCUAAGGUUGCUAAUCCUCCUGUCCGAGCGAAUGUAUUGUACUUAAGUUCAAAAUACUCAAAACCCAUAGCGGAUUCUGUACGGCAAUUAUUUGGACCAUAUUUUGAUAAAGCAAUCUGGUUUCAGAACUCUAGUGUAUAUCAUUUUAGCAUGUUCCAUGCCUCUCAUCAUAUCUCUCCUGUUCCAACCUCUGAAGACGAGAUUGAAGCUGAAGCUACUGCUGUGAGGGCAGUUGCAGACGCUGUAUGCCCUUUGAAGAUUGUCUUGGAUAGGGUGGUUUUGACUUCAACUGGUGUGCUUCUCGGUUGCUGGCAGGUUAUCUCUGGGACCGAUCCUAUCUCCAUACGUGCAAAGUUGAGAACUGCACUUCCGCAUGCGCCAGAAAAGCAACUUUAUGAUGCUGCUAUUCUUCACACAUCCUUUGCGAGGCUCUUGGGUCCUCCUAAAACCACUUCCAAGGACUUGAGUACAAAUUCAGAUCAGCUACAGUUCUUCCAUGAUCUGGUUGCCGAACUAAACAAGAAACUUCGAGGAUCUGAGGCAUUGGUGUCUGAGCUCUGGUAUGUCGAGGAAUAUGACGUCUUGGCUUUAGCAAUGGAUGGAAGAAUGAAAGUUCGGAGGUUCCAGCUUGGUUGCACCGGAGCCUAGGGCGUUUUAUCUGCCGCACUACAUGUAAACAAUACAACGCAAUAUACAUAACUCUCUGGGUUGAAAGCUCUUGAAUACUGAUCUUUUGAACAUUGCUGCGGAAUAUAGUGAAAGGACUCUGAUAUACGAUAACUUCAUAUUACCCACUCCUUUAAUGGAUCAUGAGUGCAUCUUACUGUUAAGAUGAGUCUGUUAUAGCCACCACGAAGACAAAUGUUACUUUCUUUCCAAUUGCAACUUCAUUCCUCUA